Messenger RNA from Plasmodium cynomolgi strain B, 3627 nucleotides. RefSeq lists its product as hypothetical. The coding region runs from base 1591 to 3627 and encodes 678 amino acids. The transcript has 5 exons. The record is from RefSeq and is a predicted model, not a curated record. NCBI's taxonomy places the organism in Eukaryota, Apicomplexa, Aconoidasida, Haemosporida, Plasmodiidae.
AUGAUAAUAGAGAAAAAAAAAAGAAAAAAUGAAACUAGUAUGAAGAAAAGCAACAUUGCUGGUGUACUAUCUCUCCACGACGAAAAAAAACAGCCAUCGAGGAGUAACAGCGUAGGUUCAAAGGAGAACGAGAAUGGCGUCGCCCAGGGGAAGAUGGGACAACCCGGCGGGGGCGCCAAAGCGGACAAAAAGGAAAAGGAUAGCCGAAAGGACAAGCAAAGUACACAAGUCACACGUGACAUAGAAGACGCAAAAGCCAAAGAACGCGUAAAGAACAAGGGGGGAAACAACAAAAAGAGCCCUAACCGGAAGAGCGCCUCCAAAAGCGCGAAGAAGAAGGAUCUGGAUGCUCCCCCAGUGAAACGCACUAAGGGAAGAAUUGGCCAAAGGAAGAACCCAAAGAGAAGGAAGGUCCAAACGAAGCAGCAUAAGGGAGGAGAUGGUCAAACGGAGCAGCAGGCAGGAGGAGGAGACCACACGGAGCAGCAGACAGGAGGAGGAGACCACACGGAGAAGCAGACCGGAGGAGGAGACCAAACGGAGCAGCAGACAGGAGGAGGAGACCAAACGGAGCAACCAAGCAUUAAAAGAGAACACUCAUCCAAACGAAUAAGCUCCGCAAACAACAAAGGGGAAGGAGAAUCUGCGCCAAAUGAAAGAAGCCUGAUGGCCAUUAGCCCCAGCCAGCUAAGCUUGGCUUCUUCGAAAAGGGGAGAAGCAGGAGGGGGGAGGAAUAACAGCACCAUCAUAGAGGUCACUCCGUCAGGCAGCAUCGACCAAAGUCGCAUAGAAAUAAAUGGCAUACGCCUCGGGAGCGGUGCGAGCUCCAUCUUCCACCUGAGCCAAAGUGCAAAAUGGGGGGACGACCGGGAGUCCCACGGCCUCAGCGUCAGUCCCAGCACCAGUCGUGCUAGCAGUCGCGCUAGCAGUCGAGACGAUAGUCCCUUUUUCAGCCGUGAAGUUAGUCGGGAUGCAACUCAGUUGGACAUUCUUUUAGCCACUCGGUUGGAUAUCCUGUUAGCAACUCUGUUGGACAUUCUUUUAGCCACUCGGUUGGAUAUCCUGUUAGCAACUCUGUUGGACAUUCUGCUAGCCAUUCGGUUCAACGGAGGCAUCAACGGAGGCAUCAGCGGAGGCAUCAGCGGAGGCAUCGGCGGUGACAGUAAUGCCCAGGGACACAACCAACCCGAGGACACCUACGGAAAGAGCCUAUUCUGCGAACUCACGGAGGCCCUGCGAAACGAUUCCACGCCAGCAAAUGAAAAGAGCAACAUAAGCAUUCGACUCAAGGCCGAGGAGGAGGAACUUCAAAUAAGUAUGAACGAAAGGACUGCGCAUAAGUUGGGUAUUCAAAAGAACAGCUCGAAGAGGUCUAUCGAUUUGCUUCAUUUGGAGAAGGAUUUAAAGACUAAUUCUAAAUCUAAAUCCAAGGGGAGUGUCAAAAUGGGAAAGGAAAAGGGCACUAAGGAAAAGGGCACUAAGGCAAUGGGCACUUUGAGGAGCUCCAGGAAGGGGAGGCAGCAGGGUGCUAAGCUUCGCGUCAAAGCGAAGGGGAAUAGGCUAGCCAGCCGUAGGAAGCGGUAUCGGUAAAUGAGAAAAAAGGACGCGGCGGGUAGUGGAAGGACAAAAUUAAUUGUCCCCCCAGAGGUGAAGAGGCCAAGCAGGAGGGGAAGAACGGGCAAGGCGGAUGAGCCGGGGGGGAGAAAGGACCCAAGGAAAGGGGAGAAGGGGGUAGCGAAGCUGGAACAGAAGGUGGUAAAAAGGGUGGUAAAAAGGGAGGCAAAAAAGGAGGUAAAAAGGGAGGCAAAAAAGGAGACAAAAAAGGAGACAAAAAAGGAGACAGAAAAGGAGGCCACGAAAGAAGAUGGACAAAAAUCCGAUAAGACGAAGAAGGAGAAAAGAAAGAACAUAGAGGAGUCGAACAAAAUGGGCAUUGAAGCAGCGAACAAAAUGGGCAUUGAAGCAGCGAACAAAAUGAGCAGAGAGGCAUCGAACAAAAUGGGCAGAGAGGCAUCGAACAAAAUGGGCAUUGAAGCAGCGAACAAAAUGGGCAGAGAGGAAGCGAACAAAAUGGGCAGAGAGGCAUCGAACAAAAUGGGCAUUGAAGCAGCGAACAAAAUGAGCGUAGAGGAAGUGACCGUCGAGAAGGAAAACGAAGGGGGGGAGGGGGAGAAGGCGAAUGCAGAAGUGGCAGGCGCGGGAGAAGUGGCAGGCGCGGGAGAAGAGGCAGACGCGGGAGAAGAGGCAGACGCGGGAGAAGAGGCAGAAGCGGGAGGAAAGUCAGGCCGCAUGGAGGAGGGAGAGAAAAUCUUAGAGACAACGGAGGACCCAGGAGAGGAAAGAACCCCAGAGGAAGGGACCCAAAAGGAAGAAGAAAAUGAACUGCAAGUGGAGCCUCCAAUGAAAGACGGACGUGCAAAUGUCACAGAUUUCAACGAUGGGCAGCACAAAGGAGAGGGAACAAAAACGGUGGAAAAUUGCCAAGAAAAGGAAGCUGUGGUGGGGAAAUCAGACGAUAAAGAAAAGGUAGCAGUGAAGAAAAAAAUUAAAACCAGGACAGGGGUGAAGAUACGGCAGAAGGAAAAGGAUGUUCGAGGGCAUGUCGUGGAUGAACAUGCGUCUGUUGUGGAUGGGGGAGAAGGGAUGAGAGAAGCCACUAAACGGUGUGUCAACACAAGGGAGGAUAAAGCAUCACUCCAGUUAUCCGUAGAGCAGAAAAGAAUCACCAAAAGGAAACACAGCAAAGUGGAUAGAAUUCUGCAGAAGUAUGUACACAUGAAGGAGGAAGAAGCCGCAGCGAAGAGAGCAUCAACAUGGGAUGAUGUCCCACAUGACUUGCUAAAUGUAGAAGGAAGGAAAUUCAAAAUUGAUGUCAUUGAUUUUGUAGGAAAUAUAAGAGAAGGAGAAAAUUGCAUUCAUGAAGAUAUUCUAUUCUUCUUUGAUUCGUAUGAAAAUAAAUUAAAAAAAAAUGUCUUAUCCUUAAUUAAGAGGCUGUUCAAAUGUGAGCACUUUGAAUUAGACGGUAUUAGAUUAGUUCUGCAGAUCCUUGACAAAAUUGCAGAUAAACUGAUGAAGGAAAUUAAGUUAGAGCAGAUAGUGAGAUGCUUCUCUCAGGUGACACAGUCAACAGGUGAUGGACAUACAGCUGGGAAGGGGACAAUUACGCAAAAGAUGAGCAGCAAAGCUGGAGAUGGAACUUAUUCAGAAGGGAACACAUAUCGAUUCGCACCAAAUGAGAUACACCUGAACAAGUACAGAAAUAAAUUAUAUAAUAUUAUUUUCAGUCCGAGGAGAGGACAAGGGCUGAACCCUUCCAUCCUCUACUUCAUUCAGCAGUGGAACGAUAAUGCUAUGUUGAUCAUGCUGCGGGAUAAGCUGGAAGAGAUUCAACAGAGGAAGAUGUUGCCGCUGAGGAGCGCCAUUCCUCUGUCAUGUUUUAAAUUGCUAAAGCGUAAAGUUAUGAGUAACUUGAUUAGUACCUGUUGCAUGACUACUAGCCAUGAUAUGUGUGGUGGGGAUUUUUCCGUCCCCUUUCCGGCGCUCCCCUCACGGCGAGCGCUGGGCAAUGAAGGGGGCGACUACUUCGUGAAGGUCGGCGAUGCGAUUCGCGUGCUGGCGUCCAAGUAG